Molecule: messenger RNA, 5865 nt
Organism: Hyalella azteca
Lineage: Eukaryota; Metazoa; Arthropoda; Malacostraca; Amphipoda; Hyalellidae
Gene: Imp
Product: insulin-like growth factor 2 mRNA-binding protein 1
Exons: 10
Coding region: 149-2005 (618 amino acids)
Biological process (GO): nervous system development; regulation of gene expression
Cellular component (GO): nucleus; cytosol; cytoplasm
Molecular function (GO): mRNA 3'-UTR binding
Source: RefSeq, a predicted model, not a curated record
ACUUCAUCUUAACUCGUCAGUCGCAUGCUGGCAGUCUUGAAAAUUAGUAAACUUCUACUCCGCUUCUUUGUUGGCAGUAAACGCGGUACUAGCCGGUCGUGAUUUUAAUUGGUGUUCUUGUUUUGUUUAGGUUGUUACUUGAUCAAUUAUGAUGUCGAAGUUAUACGUAGGUAAUCUACCUACCGAUGUCACAGAGGACGCUCUAAGAGAGUUAUUCUCUCAGCAUGGCGUGUCAACAUCCAAUGUUUUGGUGAAGAGGGGCGGAUACGCCUUCAUCGACUGUUCAGAUUCCACUGAAAUAGAUCAGGUUGUUUCAUCACUGAACGGUUGUUCAUAUCUGGGCCACAACCUCGUGGUGGAGCCUUCAGUUGCUGGUGGUGCUGCAAAAAAAUCACUGUUGGAGACGCGAGUGAGGGUGAGCGGCGUACCAGUGAACGCCCACCCUGAUGAGCUCACAUCUUUGUUGCAGACUGUUGGGGAAGUCACUAAAAGCGAGAAAUACGAAAGCAGGGACGGACAAACUCAGGUGGUUCACGUGACCUUCUCCACGGCCGAAAGCGCGCGUGACGCAGCCCAGCGUCUCAACGGUGCUUCCAUGGACGGCGGCCACACCAUCAGAGUGGAUAGGCUGGUGGACAGACGGUCGAGGGUGCCACGAUCCCAGCAGGGCGGAGGCCGUGGUGGCAUUAUGACCGGUGGCGGUGGUAUGGGCGGUAUUCAGCACAGACAUGCGGCUGAGUUUCCUCUCAGGAUCCUCGUGCUCUCUGAGAUGGUUGGCGCCAUCAUUGGACGGCAGGGCGCCACCAUCCGCGCCAUCACACAACAGAGCCGUGCUCGCGUGGAUGUUCACCGCAAGGACAACGCUGGGUCUCUGGAAAAAGCCAUCACUAUUUACGGCAACCCUGAGAACUGCACUAGUGCCUGCAAGCGCAUCUUGGAGGUCAUGCAGGAGGAGAGCGACAAGACCAACAAGGGUGGCGAGGUCUCGCUGAAGAUCUUGGCUCACAACAAUCUCAUCGGCCGCAUCAUCGGGAAGGGAGGCGCGACUAUCAAGAAAAUCAUGGAGGACACUAACACCAAAAUUACAGUUUCCAGCGUUAAUGACAUUAAUUCAUUUAACUUGGAACGCAUCAUCACAAUCAAAGGUUCCAUUGACGAUAUUGCAAAGGCCGAAAACGCCGUAAGCGCCAAGCUUCGCCAGAGUUAUGAGAGCGAUCUGCAAAGCUUUGCUCCUCAAAGCUCCAUGUUCCCUGGCCUUCAUCCCAUGGCCAUGAUGUCAACUGUGGGCUCGGGAGGUCCUCGAGGAGAUAGAGGGGGCAUGAACUCCAUGGGCCCUAUGCAUGGAGGACCUGGCAUGUAUGGCGGUGGCAGCGGUAAUGGAAGUAGCCUUGGGUACACUCCAAUGUACCCGGCGCCUUUCUCUUCCGGCAGCUACUCUGACAACUGCGAAGAGACAGCGUUCCUUUAUAUUCCCAAUUAUUCAGUUGGUGCCAUCAUUGGCACUAAAGGUUCGCACAUCCGCAACAUCAUUCGCUUCUCUGGAGCCUCCGUCAAAAUUGCGGCGCAAGAAAGCGCUCCACAAGAUAAUAUGAACAUGACUGACGUGCCGGAGAGGAAAGUCACAGUAGUUGGCACCCCCGAAGCGCAGUGGAAGGCCCAGUACUUAAUUUUCGAGAAAAUCCGUGAAGAGUACGCUUUUGGCUACGACGACGUCAAGCUAACGGUCGAGGUCCUGAUUCCUUCAUCCCAGGUGGGCCGUUUGAUAGGAAAAGGUGGCCAAAACGUACGCGAUCUUCAACGCCAGACCGGUGCCAGUAUCAAGUUGCCACAGCUAGGCGCUACGCAAGAUGAGGAAACCACCGUUCAAAUCAUGGGACAAUUCUAUGCCGUUCAGUCUGCCCAGCGUCGAAUCAGAUCAAUGGUGCAGUCAUCAGUUGCUCCUCCUUACAUGAUGGGAGGUGGCAGAAGAAGUGGGUCCCCCAGGGGCAUGAUGACCCAGCAAUAGUACUGCUAAGCUGCAGUGUCUGACUGCAGCCAUGGUGCAGUACCAGCUUGUACUGCAGUGCAUUUGUGGUACUCUAACAGUGCCACGAUUCAUUCCUAGUACAUUACUGCAGUCUCGCUGCAAUGACAAUGCUAAGCUGCAGCCACGGAGACCUGAGACAACUGAUGGAGGAGCUGAAACUUCGGGAGGAUGAGCUAGGGAUGCGGAAGUAAAGCCUUUGUGCAAACAAAUCCGAUGCACUUGUAUAUUUGAUCCCAUCACUUCAUCGUUCAUUUACGUUGCAGUUGUGGUAGUAGAGAUUUGCUGAUCAGCCUAAAAGGUCUCGAUUCAGUUUGUCUUGAAAAAAUGCAUCUGUGAAGAAAUUAAUUCAGUGUUUAAAGUACAUAUUGCUUAUCUUGAAAUUUUCUCGAUUCUGUGCCAUUAAAAUUUAACGUUGAGAACUGAUACUGUGCAUGAAGUGAGGUUUUGUUUGCCGGCUUUUCUUCCGCUUUCAUUGUAGUAGGUCUUGACUGGAGUUGCUACAGCGGGUGGACUCGAUAGUACAAAGCUUUUAGAGGUUUGAACUAGUGAUGCCUUCCUUCAACGCGAAGUUGACGCGUUAUGGCCCACCUCGCUAGUUAGAUGAGAGUUGAGACCUACUUGACGUAACUAUGUAUUGUUCGCAAAUGAAGAGAGUGAAGUCAUUAUUAUUAGGGUUGUACAAAAAGCUGUUGAACUAUUGACGAAACGGUUUAAAGUCUGUGAGUAUGAUGGUGUUAAAUUAUGAAUGGUUGGUUGAAGUUGAGCGCAGCUGUUACGGAGACUGUUACCGUGUUGGUGAUCCAGGAAUGAUGCUGCUACUCAGGGUUAUAUUCUGCUCAAGCUUGUAACGCGGUGGUUCUCUAGUACAAACCUCGCCAGGAACUUAGCCGGCAGUGAGAGAACCGCGGCUCUUUUAUAUGCAAAGUUAUAGCGAAGUUUAUUUUUGAUACAUUGUUGGAGUAAUUUUUGUUAAUUUUUUAACUGGAGAUAAUUAUGAGCGUAGCAUUUUUAACGAUUGCUACCUUAGAGAAGAUGGAAUAAGCUAAAAUAUCCAUUGAGAAGAAUCACCCCGAUCUUAUGAAAUAUCACGCAAGAACCUUACUACCGGAAGACUUCAACCGACUUAACCGUUGCCGCCUGGACACCGCUGUCGGCCAGACUCGUUAGUUCUUCAAAAACUGCCUCUGCAAGGACUCUGCUCUUGUCUCAACCAAGCAGUUUUUGCCGCACGCCUACCAAUCCAACCCUCCAUCCUCCUCCGUUACAGUGGGAGCUCUGCAGUUCCUCUGACGUCCGCUGAGCUGCCUUUACCGCCAUACGAUAACCUCAACCGAUAUUUUCCCUCGAUACUGACUUCUAUUUUUGGUAGUCAGUGGAAAAUGUCGAAAAUUAUUACCGAAACUGUCAUCGCAAUUGUGGAUCUGUGCAUGAACGAUGCAAUCAUAGACUGCACUUGUCCGGCUCUUGGAAGCUCUAUCACUUGGCUUCAAAUUCAUUUAUUGAAACCGCUUCAUAGUUGCCUUGGCCGCUCUGAAUUGAAAAUGCGAGUCGAGGUCUUUCUCGAUUCGCUGCAGCUUUCUGUCCAUCGUCAAUUGUUGGUUUCAUUAAGUUGUCUCCAUUACGAAGAAAGAUUGAGCGCCAAUACCGCAUUCUUCUACCAUUCCUUGUGACUUCAUGGCUUCUAACGUUACCUCUGUCAGUCUCUGACAACUACCACUUGUUGGCCUGAUAUCAUCCCGUUGCUGAAAAGUAGAGUUUCGUCGAUGGUCAUGUCAUUCCUUCUGCGUACGUUGGUAGACAACCUUACACACGCAAGCUUUCCUUAUAGUUGUUGUGUUGGUGUUAUCGAUCACCUGCGUACACGUGGGUCAGAGCAGAAAAGAAUUUAUUGUUGAGAAGUGUAUAUCUAUUAUGAAUACUAGAUUAUAUUAUCUCUGCGCGCUGCUCGGUCUGUCGUGCGAUAGCCAGAGAAAUAACUGACGGAUCAUUAUUACCUACCUCAGGGUUUCGUUCUGUGGCAUGGAAAUCGCAGUAGAGUACAAGAUCCCUUGGAUUUAUCCUUUCACUAUUGUUGGCGAUAACCAUGUCACGGCGCGCUUCGCCAGCUAUACCAGAACGAUUAUAAACAGGAACCUGAACGCACGUACAAUUCAGUACAACAAUCUAUUUUCAUCAUCGCUGUUGAUGCUGCUGCUUGUUAAAGUCGCAUUUUAUGCGACAUGUCUAGCUGGAGCCUCACUCGAGCAUUUUUCAAUAUGCUGUCAUAAAGUAGUUUCUUGUUAUUGAGCUCUGCGUUAAACAUGAAUUUGCUCUUCACAUUGAAAGUUACCCGCCUUUGUUAUCUUCACUCUAAAGUGGCAGAGUACUUUUUUCCGAAGUUAACUGAUUCAGAAGCAUCACGCUCAACGGUUAAAUUUGAAAAGAGCGAUUGAUACCCAUAAUGACUGAGCAAACUUUGUAAUAGCCUCGUAAGUCUAUACCCUCUUAACAUUACUGUAAUGUCAGGUACUUUAUUAUCUGUUUGCGGAUGUAUUAAUCUACCGAUUUAACAACUCUUCUUAGUACACUGCAUUUAAAUGAAUCUUCCGAAUUUCAUUCGUGGUUGUAUGUGCCUCAAUUUUUUUAAUAAGUUGCUUAUCAGCCGUCACGAACUACACCCUUUUUCUUGUCUAUUGCUUGUCUAUGUUGAACUCGUGGCAUUUUGAACUUCUAGUUACGACUUCUUCUGUGAACUUGCAUGGUUUUAUAGCAUUUAAGGUUGAUGAUUUGCAUUUGAACUCGUGAAGUACUCAAUAACAGCUCGGUAAGCAGCGCCACUCCCAACGCACUGAUGGUCUUCAAUCCUAUUGCUCUUCUGUGCGCUUGAAUUCUUUCUGCUUCAUCAUUUCAAACGGAGAAGAAAUACUGGGAAAUGCUUGCUUCAGGAACAGGGCAUUGAUUUUUCUGGCCUAGACCGGAACUGGUGCUAAGUUUGAUCACUGGAAUUCAACUUGCGCUGUCUUUCUGAUGGAAGUUACAGACCUGCCGCUGUUACGUUGAAACUUGAGUUUAUUUAUUUUGUUUAGUUAUUGUUUUGUGUAAGUUUAUAAGCAGGUUAAGGGUUUAAUUCCAAAGAUAGUCUAGGUGUGUUGGAAUGCCCGACGAUGCCAAGCCUGCUUAACUCUUAAUAACAAUUCUGUUCGCCAACCUUCUUGAUUCAUGCCGCCUUAUUACUACUCGUGCCCUUCUACAUGUCGUGUUUUUAUUGAGGCACGAUCAACGAAUAGUGAAUUUCACCAAACCUUACUAAAUAUUUACUGCUUUAUUAUUCAUGAAAUGAUGCUUGAACGAGAACUUGAAUCGCUUUUCACCUAACUUGUCUCGACUCGUUCGCUGGGCCAUGUCUAACCACUGGCCAGCGUCCCCCCCCUCUCGCAUGUUAAAGUUCCGUGUGCUUCGUGUUGGCUCUUGCCCCUCUCGUUUUACUGUACUUUUUGUCUCGUAUCAAAAAUUGAGCUUGGUGCUUAAAACAUUCUAGCUGUUGGCGUAGUUUGUGGUUAACUAUGUUUUUGUUCAAACUGAUGGCACUGUAUCCCACGCAGCCUCAAUGCUAUCCCUCUGUAUCUUGUAAGAAUCAAUCCUAGGACUUCCACAAAAUUGGGACACACGAAUGUUCUUAUCUUAGUUAUUUGUGCUGAAGUUUUGGAUUUCCAAAUAGAACCUGUUCCCUACAAUUCUCAUUUAAUCUUCAUUAGGAUUAUAGAAGUUUCUGUAUUCUUGUCACUCCUGCAGCCCGAUUCUUAGCAUCUCCUUCAGUCUGCUUCUUAACUGGUUUGAAAGUAAUAAACAUUUUCUGGUUA